AUGGAAGUUGUUCCUGCUUUAGGAGAGAUUUGUGGCACAAAAGUCAGCAAAAAUUUUACAGGUCCUCUGUGUGGUCAUUGGAGAGGAUGUGCAAAAUGUUCUUAUGAAGAUAUCAUUGGCGUUGAGAACUUAUUCCCAGAAAAGGGGAUUUUGCAUUCAUUCAUGGAAUCCCACAUAGAUGGAGUGGUCCUUUUGGCAACUGAUUUUGUACAGAAGAAUGAGAAGAAAGAUGAAAGAGUGGAUCGCAUUUUGGAUAUGAUCAAUAGAAAACAUGAUUGGAACAAUCAUGUCUUGGGAGUAAAAGAAGCUACGAGCUCCGAAUUUGAGGAAGCUGGCGAAGAAAAAAGAGAGGAUCAAGCAGCUGAUACUGAGAGGGGUGAGAAUAGUCAUGUUGCACAGAAUGUUGAUGGCACAUCUGAUGUUUCGGGAAGAAACAAGAGAAAGCAUGCGGACCGAGGAGCAGAGUCAAGGAAGAAGAAUGUCUUUGUUAAAGGGAUCGAUUGA
Molecule: messenger RNA, 504 nt
Organism: Brassica napus (rape)
Lineage: Eukaryota; Viridiplantae; Streptophyta; Magnoliopsida; Brassicales; Brassicaceae
Exons: 2
Coding region: 1-504 (167 amino acids)
Source: RefSeq, a predicted model, not a curated record